UGGUAAUUAUGCCCUCAGUGGUGGUUAUGCUCUUAGUGGUAGUUAUGCCCUCAGUGGUGGUAGUGCAGCAACAAAACUUGACAAUGAGACUUGGUGGCAACAGGACUUGGUAGCAACAGGACUUGAUGACAAGACUGGUAGUAACAAGACUGGUAGCGACAAAACUUGGUGGCAAUGA
Molecule: messenger RNA, 178 nt
Organism: Racocetra persica
Lineage: Eukaryota; Fungi; Glomeromycota; Glomeromycetes; Diversisporales; Gigasporaceae
Source: the annotation of a GenBank genome assembly